Molecule: messenger RNA, 690 nt
Organism: Megalops cyprinoides (Indo-Pacific tarpon)
Lineage: Eukaryota; Metazoa; Chordata; Actinopteri; Elopiformes; Megalopidae
Gene: chchd10
Product: coiled-coil-helix-coiled-coil-helix domain containing 10
Exons: 4
Coding region: 137-583 (148 amino acids)
Biological process (GO): mitochondrion organization
Cellular component (GO): nucleus; mitochondrion
Source: RefSeq, a predicted model, not a curated record
ACAAGGUCAUUCACACGUGUAUGAUGAUCCAUUUGAGCUGCGACAGCUGAAGGAGGAGGACAUAUUCUCGCCAAGAAGUUCUUUCACCAGAGGCGAAUUCUGAAUUUGUGUUAUUUGCUAUCUAAAAGUGUCUAAAAUGGCCAGAGGAAGUCGCAGUCGUUCCGCGCCAGCACCAGCAAGCCAUCCGCCGCCGUCCUAUGCACCUGCCCCAGCACCAGCCCCACCCGCUGCCCUGGCGCCUGCUCCCGCCCAGCCAAAACAGCCAGGCCUCAUGGCACAGAUGGCCAGCACGGCAGCCGGAGUCGCCGUUGGCUCAGCCGUAGGGCAUGUUGUGGGCCAUGCCAUUACAGGAUCCUUCAGUGGGGGCAGCAGCAGUAGCAGCAGCUCCCCAGAACCAGCCAAACCUGCCACCACAUACCAGGAGGCCCCCAGGCCCCUCCCUCCCCAGCAGGGCCCUUGCCACUUCGAAAUACGACAGUUUCUGGACUGUGCCACGACCCAGAGUGACCUCACUUUGUGUGAGGGCUUCAACGAGGCCCUGAAGCAGUGCAAAUACUCACAUGGUGUGCAGUCACUGGUUUGAUGGAGUGGGCGUUGAAAAAACAAGACAACACUCAACUGAUUUCGAAGUAUGAUCAGAAACCACUCUCAUUAAAAUAUACCCUCAUCUGCUGUAUAAACUGUUGUCUG